AUGCCGGAGGUCCCUGAAAACAUGCAAGACAACAUUGCCCAGAUGGAACACAGCACCUAUGAUGCUCGCCGCGCCCAGCCGCAGUCGCCCGCGCAGUUCGCCUCGCGAAAUCAAUUUCCAGAGCGUACGUCCUCCACGGUGCAUAGCCAGCCGCAGCAGGCGCAGACCCAUGACCAUGGAGCCUACGCGCAAUCGGCCACCUACGACAGUAUGGACCAUCCCAAUUUCUCCCCGUUCCCCGUGUUGCGGAAUCCUCCGCCGAACGUGCCCCCGACCGAUGAGCAGCGUGAAGCCAAUCUGGAACGCGCUCGAAUGGCGGUGCUCUCCACGACCGAUCCGGAGAUGCAAUUGGCAUGGGCUCAGGAUGCGCUGGCUUUUGUCGAAGUGGCGGCGCAGAAUGAGGCGCGCCUGUCUACCAUCCAACCGCCUCGACCCAAUACCCCUCAGAUCGAGCGGCAAUUACGAACCGACGCGAUGAAUAUCGUCAACUUCUUGGCGGGGCAGCAACAUCCGAAAGCUGAAUUCAUCAAGGGCAUGUGGCUCGAGUUUGGUAAAUUCGGCUAUCGCAUUGAUCGCAAGGAUGCGUUCCGAGCCUACACGCGCGCCGCGGAGAAGGGAUACGCGCGCGCCGAGUACCGGAUCGGUAUGCAAUUUGAGAGUUCGGGAGAGCCCGACAAGGCCAUUCGACACUACGAGCGUGGUGUGGCCAUGGCGGACUCGGCUUCUUAUUAUCGGCUGGGCAUGAUGAUUCUCCUCGGACAGCAUGGCCAACGCCAGGACUACCGAAAAGGCCUGGAGUAUAUUAGACUGGCUGCGCAAUCCUGCGACCAAAACGCGCCGCAGGGUGCCUACGUCUAUGGCAUGUUGCUGGCUGGAGAGCUGCCCCAAGUUAGUGUUCCCGAGUCCUUCCUGACUCGUGAUCCAAAUGUUGCCCGAGUCAACAUUGAGAAAGCCGCAUACCAUGGAUUCGCCAAGGCUCAGGUCAAGAUGGGUGCCGCAUACGAGCUUUGCCAGCUGCAAUGUGACUUCAACCCCGCGUUGUCCCUACACUAUAAUGCGCUCGCCGCACGACAGGGAGAACCCGAGGCGGAGAUGGCGAUCAGCAAAUGGUUCCUCUGCGGCCACGACGGGGUCUUUGAGAAGAAUGACGAGUUGGCCUUUGGGUACGCCCAACGUGCCGCACAGAGUGGUCUUCCAACUGCCGAGUUUGCCCUCGGCUACUUUUAUGAGGUUGGGAUCUUCGUCCCGGUGGAUCUGCGAGAGGCGCGGAGUUGGUAUGCCAAGGCCGCUGCCAGCGGUAACAAAGACGCUUCUGGGCGCAUUGACAGCAUUUCUCGAUCCAAAACUCUUUCGCGUAAGGAUCAUGAAAGACUUGCCGUGUCACGAAUCAAAUCGACACGAUAUGCGCAUCAGCGUGGACCAUCGCUGGAUUCGACUCCAGAGCAGAUCGAAAUGCCCGACCCUUCACGCAUGAGCCUGAAUGACCAGCCUAGUAGCUCGGCCGCUUAUGCCGGACGGGCUUCUUCUGCUCGGCCACGGCCCCCGGCCAGCCGAAUUACCCUAUGCCUGAUCCUCGGCCCAGCUCAGCUUUUGGAGUCAAUCCAAACCUGCGUCAAAAGACCGGACCGCCAGGACCUGGAUAUGGUGGUCCCCCUGGGCCACAUGGACCUCCUGGACCUGGGGGUCGUGGUGCUAUGUAUCCGCCCACUGGCCCCGGUGGUUCCCCUGGCGGUCCCGGUGGUCAUCCCAUGA
Messenger RNA from Penicillium diatomitis, 1752 nucleotides. RefSeq lists its product as uncharacterized. Gene Ontology annotation, molecular function: protein binding. Bases 1 to 1752 code for a protein of 583 amino acids. The record is from RefSeq and is a predicted model, not a curated record. The transcript has 3 exons. Lineage: Eukaryota; Fungi; Ascomycota; Eurotiomycetes; Eurotiales; Aspergillaceae.